UGGCCAUCUCGACGUUGCAGGCUCCCGCACCGCCACUGUAGUACGAACAAGGGUGGAUGCGAUGGUCAUGCAGCUCGCUUCUGCGCUUCCUGAAGGUUCGGAAUCGUCGCCGAGACUCCUCCGACCUCUUCACUGGUCACUGGUCGUUGAACAACGUGUCCACUACACUUGUUGAGAAGUUCUUGUUUCCCUGGGCCGGACCCGUUGUACAUAAGCUCGUAGGUUUUCAGCUCCCAGGUGUCCGUUUUCCUCCGAUAGACGAACAUACUCGAGCCCCCAUUCAUUCUAAGGAAACGAAAAAAGAGCUCCAGUUCCGUGUAGAUUAUUGACUUCUGCACUGUCUACCAUGCCCAUAACAUUUGGUACAAUCGGCACCAACUGGAUCACAGAGUCAUGGAUCUCAGCGGCGCAUAAGACCGGCCAAUGGCGCCUGCACAGCGUCUACUCCAGAUCGGAAGAGCAGGCUCGCUCAUUCGGCUCGAAGUACCAGUGCUCCAACUGCUUCACUUCCCUUGACCGCUUCUUCGGCGACGGUGGACUGCAAGCUGUCUACAUUGCGUCACCGAACAGUCUACAUUACGAGCAGGCGAAGCAAGCGUUGAAAGCGAAGAAGCACGUCAUCAUUGAAAAGCCUGCCACAUCGACACCAGACGAGCUGGAUGACUUGUUCAAAAUUGCGGAGGGAGAGGGGGUCUUCCUGAUCGAGGCGUUCAGGCAUAUUCAGGAAGCGAACUAUAAGCUGUUGCAGAAGAUCGUGAACGACGAAAAGCGUCUUGGACCUAUCUAUGGGGCAAGCUUCACCUUUGCUUCGUACUCUUCGCGAUACAACAACGUACUCAAUGGUGAGGUACCAAACAUUUUCUCACUCGACUUCGCUGGCGGGAGUUUGGUGGACAUUGGUAUUUACCCCGUCACCUUCGCGAUCGCCCUAUUUGGAGCUCCGAAGACACAGACGUACGUCCCAUUUAUCUGUCAGACAGGGGUAGAUGGAGGCGGCAUGAUCAUUCUCCGGUACAACAAUUUCGGCGUUCAAAUCAACAAUGCGAAGUGCUACACCAGCACUGCACCAUGCGAGGUGUAUGGCGAGAAGGGUACCCUUACCAUCAACGGCACCACGGAUAUCUCGUCCUUGAAGCAUUGGAGUCCGAAAACGAAGGAGACUGAGGAGCUGGCAGGCUCGUAUAAGACGGUAGAGAAGCCGAACGUGAAUAUGGAGGAGGAGGCCGUGGAGUUCGCUCGAAUCAUCAAUGAGAGAGACUCGAAGGCAGCUGCUGAGCUGGAGCAAAUCAGCAAGAUCGUCGUGCGAGUGCUCACGGACCUGAGGCUGCAGAAUGGCAUCAAGUAUCCGACCGACAAGGAAGAGUCUAGCCUGACCAUGCGCCGUUAACGCAUGCACCCAUUUAACCGACCAUCCUGGACACAAUACUCGGAUCUACUGCGUAGGCUGUCCACAGCUUCUCUAUCGUCUUAGGGUUGUCCCACCUCUCUGCUCGGGACAUUGUCCGACAGUCAGCAACCAGUGGCCGUACACUAUC
Messenger RNA from Baudoinia panamericana UAMH 10762, 1535 nucleotides. RefSeq lists its product as uncharacterized. Gene Ontology annotation, molecular function: nucleotide binding. Bases 347 to 1387 code for a protein of 346 amino acids. The transcript has a single exon. The record is from RefSeq and is a predicted model, not a curated record. Lineage: Eukaryota; Fungi; Ascomycota; Dothideomycetes; Mycosphaerellales; Teratosphaeriaceae.